AUGAACGGCAUUGAUCCUCCAAAUCCACAGCAAAUGGCUACCAAUUCUUCAUGUUUGCUUGCUCCCGAAAUCCAGCCAUUUGAACCUCAGGCCGAAGACAUCUUGACUGAUGAGGAUUUGCUUGAUCUUUUCAGAAUUGUCAAGCAGGUUCUAAGAAAGAAUCCUGACUCUGAAAAGCUGGCAAAGCUGUUGUUUUGCAUGUCUUAUGCCUUGGGCGACCAUAUCAAAUUCAGCAAGCCAUGUCAUGAAGAUCGCAUUGUGUUUCGAGACAAUCAGUCAGCCGUGCACUCAGUACGCUUGCCCAGCACCAGCUCCUGCUGUGUAAACGCAAGCUCUUCCAGCCAUCACAAACACCAACAUCGAGCUUCUACCUCGACUGCUACGUUCAGCCUGAAUCACCCCCUGAAUGACAGUAUUUCCUCAAUGACCAAACCUGAAAAAGACAGUGUACAAAAGUGGAUUGAGUCCUCCUCUGUCGCAUCGACAGCAUCGCCAUCUCCCGUCUCGCCUUUGAUUCGCUUACCUUCUGUAUCUUACUUGACCAACAGCCAGCCCUUAACAUCGACUACCACUGCUUCUACCACUAACGUUGCACCCACAAAUACGACCAAUUUAUCCGAGAUCUCCAAUGACAAUACGUCGACAGAUGUCUAUUCAGUUCGCCCCUAUACAAACUUUCGCCCAUUAUACUCUACAUCUGCUUCGCCUGGAGCAAAUCAUACAAGCAGCCCUACAAUUGCUUCUUCUACUAUGGCAGUAGCAGCAACUUUGCAUUCGCCUAUUGUGAACCGACAUUCACCCUCUAUACCCUCCCCUUCUGCCUCUCACCAUGUAUCACAACACCAGCAGCAUUCAACAGUGGAAGUCUCGGAUUUAUCCAUGUCUCAUCCUGAUGCAUCAUCCAACGGAACAGCAGAACGCUAUCACCAAUCGACUAGCAACACGAUUCAGCACCCAGCGAGCGCAGAAGUUGUGAUGGAGCCUCAACAAAGAGGCUUCUACUAUCAGGAUGGAAGAAUCGCUCGAGAGCCUGUUUUACUACAACGCUAUGCUGAACAAGGCAUCUUGACACAAGCUUCAUUGAUGCGAAAACGUAAACGACACUCUGCUGAUGCCAAUUCACCUUAUGAAGUCUCUAAUCUACCAGUGCCAACAAAGAAGCCCAAGAUUCCUCAUCGACAUGGUGAAUUUGAGCAAAGACGUGACGAUAUCAUCAACCGUAUGCGAAGUAUUACCAUGGCAGAUUUGGAGCAAAAAGCACAACGAUUACCAAAUCAAUUCACACUCGCUAUUGAUGAAUCUGUGACAUUGGCAGAGAACAACUUGUCAGCCACAGUGUCCAACGGAUCCAUGUCUCAGGAACAGCUUGUUGAACUAUUGGAGCCAGCGCUACGCAUUCUCACGAACCAUUCCAACAUGAAGCCCCAUCUAGACAACGGCAUGAAUCAAAACGGCAUCUACUACAAUUCUGACUACUUUAGACUUUACCUGGCAUUUGAGCAGUUUCAACGCACCUUUGCCAUCUUGUUCCCCAACGAGGUAAUGAAGGUGCCUGAAACAGCAGGAGCAGGCAAUGCGGACAGUGACACCACAGCGAGCACGGCGACGACGGCAGCAGCAACAGAGAGAGACAAAGAUCGUGAGCGAAAUGCCAACAUGAAAGCAUACAGAGUCUGGAUCGAGCCAUUACUGACCGAGACCAACUGGGCAGCAUUUAGAAGAAACAUUGUGGUCGGCGAACGUAUGAUGCAACUCACCAAGCUUGUUGGACAGGGCGUGCUGCUCAUGACCAAGGAGCUCAGUGGAUCCAAGCUACAUCUCACAUUUACCAACAGUGAGUGGGACGAAUUUAUCAAUGGACUUCAGUCUGGACGGUGGGACCAGACAAUUGAGUGGGAAAAUGGUCAAAAGAAGCAAUUUGGCAAUACAAAAUCAUUAUUAGUCUCUGAAUUACAGCUGAAAUUCGCAACUCAUUUCUGGUUUUAUCCUGACGGCUCCAUGGUCUCGUCAAAGGAGCGUCGUCUCGUCAUUCAUGCGUCUACUGUGACCAACAACAAUACCAGCAACACUAUGCUCUUACAUCGAAAUUCCAUGGGAGGUCCUUCCAGUCUUAUGCAUACUCAUCAUCCGCAACAUCAGCAGCAGCAGCAGCAACAUCUUCAUACGCAUCAUUGA
Messenger RNA from Mucor velutinosus, 2175 nucleotides. RefSeq lists its product as uncharacterized. Lineage: Eukaryota; Fungi; Mucoromycota; Mucoromycetes; Mucorales; Mucoraceae. The transcript is spliced from 2 exons. The coding region runs from base 1 to 2175 and encodes 724 amino acids. The record is from RefSeq and is a predicted model, not a curated record.